Messenger RNA from Conger conger (European conger), 2439 nucleotides. RefSeq names its product protocadherin alpha-4-like. Gene Ontology annotation, biological process: homophilic cell-cell adhesion. The record is from RefSeq and is a predicted model, not a curated record. Gene Ontology annotation, molecular function: calcium ion binding. Lineage: Eukaryota; Metazoa; Chordata; Actinopteri; Anguilliformes; Congridae. The transcript has a single exon. Gene Ontology annotation, cellular component: plasma membrane. Bases 1 to 2439 code for a protein of 812 amino acids.
AUGUAUUUUGCAAACCAACAAGAAUCAAUGGUGACGUUUCAUCUGUUCUUGCUGUUGUGUAGCUGGGAAGCGGCGUCUGGACAGCUUUCAUAUUCCGUUUUGGAGGAGGCAAGCUCUGGGACCUUUGUGGGCAAUAUCGCCAAAGAUUUAAAUCUAAAUGUACUGGAAUUGGAGUCACGUUCGUUUCAGAUUGUUGCUGGUUCUCAGAAGAAAUAUUUCGAAGUGAAUUUUAAAACGGGAAUUUUGUAUGUGAAUGAGAGAAUCGACAGAGAUGAGCUUUGUUCGAGCGCGAUCAAAUGUGUGAUUAGUGUUGAAGCUCUUAUUAAUAAUCCUUUGAGAGUUUAUCGUGUGGAAAUUAAUAUUGUGGAUAUCAACGAUAAUGCUCCCUCUUUUCGGGCAACGUCUCAACAUAUAAAUGUAACCGAAAACACGCUCUCUGGAGUUAGAUUUCUUUUACCUAGGGCGUAUGAUGCGGAUGUAGGGAAAAAUGCUGUAAACACGUAUAAGCUGAGUCCGAAUGAGCACUUCUCUUUGGCUUUGCACAAAGGAGAGAAUGUAAAUGCUGAGUUAGUGCUGCAGAAAGCGUUAGACCGAGAAAAAGAGUCUGUGAUUCAGCUCCUACUGACUGCUGUGGACGGAGGAAAUCCGCCGAGAUCUGGCACCAUGGAAAUUAUUGUCAAUGUCUUAGACAUUAAUGACAACACUCCUGUUUUCAGCAGCCCUUUAUAUAAAGUUCGUGUUUUUGAAAAUACACCACCAGGAACCUCAAUAAUAACUCUUAAUGCAACUGAUUUAGAUGCUGGUGCAAAUGGUGAAAUUGUUUAUUCAUUCAGUAAGCUUGAGCAGCACAGUAUUCUCGAUAUGUUUUCAAUUGAUCCCCAGACCGGAACAGUAGCAGUAAAUGGAAUAAUUGAUUUCGAAGAAAACAGUGCUUUCGAGAUUCAUGCGCAAGCUAAUGACAGAGCACAGUCUCCCAUGUCUGCUCAUUCUAAAUUGUUGAUUGAAGUGGUGGAUAUUAACGAUAAUGCUCCUCAAAUAACUGUGACGUCACUUUUAAACGUCGUGAAAGAAGACGCAAAGGUAGGCACUGCUAUUGCUCUUGUUUCCGUUAUUGACAGAGAUAGUGGUAAAAACGGCGUCGUGAAUUGUUAUAUCUUGAAGGAGCUUCCGUUUAAACUGCAAACAAACUACAAGAAUUAUUACUCUUUAGUGGUUGACGGGCCGUUGGACAGAGAGAUCAUAUCUCAGUACAAUGUUUCAAUCACAGCCACAGAUGAAGGGACUCCGCCUCUCUCCAGCACCAGCGUUAUUACGGUGCAUGUUUCUGACGUGAACGACAACGCGCCUCACUUUCCCGAGCCCUCGAUUAACGUGUAUGUUAAAGAAAACAGUGCAGUCGGUUCUAUAAUCCACACAGUUUCUGCAUUUGAUACAGAUUCCAAACAAAAUGCAAAAAUUUCGUAUUCCUUACUGUGGAUUUCCGCCAAAGGCGAGUUGCCAUCAUCAGCGAUCAACGUGAAUUCUGUCAGUGGGGAAAUAUACAGCCUACAGAGCUUUAACUACGAGGAAGUAAAAACAUUUCAGUUUCAAGUUCAGGCUACAGACUCUGGUGUUCCUCCACUUAACAGCAACGUGACAGUGAACGUUUUUAUUCUGGAUGAGAAUGACAACAGUCCUGCUGUUCUCCAGCCCUAUUCUGGCCAGGGCGCCGUUAAUACUGAGAACAUUCCCUAUUCUGCUGAAGCGGGCUACUUUGUGGCCAAGAUCAGGGCUGUAGACGCAGACUCUGGUUACAAUGCGCUGCUUUCUUAUCACAUCACUGAACCCAAGGGAAGCAGCCUCUUCCGAAUCGGAAGCAGCAGCGGGGAAAUAAGGACUAAGAGGCGAAUGAGUGAUAAUGACUUGAAGACUCAUCCAUUGGUGAUUUUGAUUUCUGACCACGGAGAACCUUCCCUCUCAGCGACUGUAUCUAUUGACGUUGUGGUUGUUGAAGAUGGUAGUGAUGUAGGCCUACAGACAUCAUUCAAACAGCUACCUGCCAAGGAGGAGAGGUUCUCUGAUUUAAAUCUCUAUUUACUGAUCGCCAUUGUUUCGGUGUCAGUUAUAUUUUUGCUGAGCCUCAUUAGUUUAAUCGCUGUAAAGUGCCACAGGACUGAUGGCGGGUUGAGCAAGUACAGCGCUCCAAUGAUCACCACACACCCUGACGGGAGCUGGUCUUACUCCAAAUCCACUCAGCAGUAUGACGUGUGUUUUAGCUCAGACACACUGAAGAGUGACGUUGUGGUUUUCCCUACGCCAUUUCCGCCUGCAGACGCAGAACUGAUUAGCAUUAAUGGAACUGACACUUUUAACCGGAACAAAACUCUUCCCAACAGCGAGAAGGUAAGCUACUAUAUGAAGCGUUUUGCUGUUAAUGUUUGCAUUAACUGUCCCGACUGA